CUCAUCUUCCAUCCCUGAUUUCAAGAAUCAAGAAAGAUUUUUCAAAACCCUAAUUCCAUACCUUUGGCUCAUGUGGUUUUUCUCCUUCCGAUUCCUCUGAAAACCUAAAGGGAGGGAUUUGAUCGCACUGUUCUCAUGGCGCUCCAUGCGCCGGAGUUCAAGUUUGUCACCGAUGAGUGUCUUGCCGAGUGGAAGGCUUCCAACUCUGCUUUCAAGCUCUCUGAUCCUGUUCCAAUGACUCGAUUCUUGUACGAGCUCUGCUGGGCCAUGGUUAAGGGAGAUUUGCCGUUUCCGAAGUGCAAAGUUGCGCUGGACUCCGUGGUAUUCUCGGUUGAGCAGCAGAAUGAUGAGAUGGGGUCUGUGCUUGCAGACACUAUCGCCCAUAUGGGGUUGGAUCUUGCAAUGCCCGGGGAGCAGCGCACUCGUUUUAUCAAAAUGGUGAAAUGGCUUGUUGAGGCUUCGUUGGUGCCAUCUAGGUUCUUGCAGGAGCGUUGUGAGGAGGAAUUUUUGUGGGAGUCUGAAAUCAGUAAGAUAAGAGCUCAGGAUUUAAAAGUUAAAGAGGUUAGGAUAAACACUCGGCUUCUUUAUCAGCAAACAAAAUUUAACCUUCUGCGGGAGGAGAGUGAGGGCUAUGCCAAAUUGGUGACACUCCUUUGUCAAUGUGGUUUAGAAGGGAGCACAUCAGCAUCAACUAUCAGUAUAAUUAAGUCAUUGAUUGGGCAUUUCGAUCUGGACCCAAAUCGUGUUCUUGAUAUUGUUUUGGAAUGUUUUGAACUCUUUCCUGACAACAAUAUAUUUUAUGACCUAAUACCUAUUUUCCCCAAGUCACACGCUGCACAAAUUUUGGGGUUUAAGUUCCAAUACUAUCAAAGAAUGGAUGUUGUUGAACCUGUCCCUUUUGGGCUGUACCGGCUUACAGCUUCAUUGGUAAAAGCUGAGUUUAUUGACCUUGAUAAUAUAUAUGCCCAUUUGCUUCCAAACGAUAAUGAGGCUUUUGAGCAUUAUAGUACAUAUCUUGCGAAAAGAUUCGAGGAGGUUAACAAAAUUGGAAAAAUUAAUCUUGCUGCCACUGGAAAAGAGCUCAUGGAUGAUGAGAAACAAGAUGUGACAAUUGAUUUAUUUACUGCUCUGGACAUGGAAACUGAGGCAAUUAAAGAACGAAUGCCUGAGAUUGAAAAUAAUCAGAUACUGGGUUUGCUAAUGGGUUUCCUUUCUGUUCAUGACUGGUAUCAUGCUCAAUUGCUAUUUGACCGCCUCUCCCAUUUAAAUCCUGUUUCACAUCCUCAAAUUUCUGAAGGCCUAUUUAGGGUCAUUGAAAAGAGUAUCUCUGCCAAUUAUACAACUGUUUAUCAUACACACUUGCAAGGUGCUGGAGAUUUAGUAGCUACUUCCUCUGAGAUUGUUGACUCAACAGUUGUUCCCUUGACCAAGAGAUCUUUUAUAAAUCUUCCAAGGGAGUUAUUUCAGAUGCUUGCUGUUGCUGGGCCAUAUCUAUAUCGGGAUCCUAUACUGCUACAGAAGGUGUGUAGAGUAUUGAGAGCAUACUAUCAGUCUGCUCAGGAGUUUGCUGUUGCUGCUGGAAAUUCUAUUUCAUCCGAAUCAGGUGAUGUUAAGAGCCAGUAUCCUUGUCCACAGCUUAAGGAGGCUAAGCUUAGGCUUGAUGAGGCAUUAGGGACAUGUUUACUCCCGUCAUUGCAGUUGAUACCAGCAAAUCCUGCUGUCGGACAGGAGAUAUGGGAAGUUCUUUCUCUGCUUCCUUAUGAGGAUCGUUACCGUUUGUAUGGAGAGUGGGAAAAAGAUGAUGAGCGAAUUCCCAUGGUCUUGGCUGCAAGGCAAAUUGCCAAGUUGGAUACACGGCGACUUUUGAAAAGGCUUGCUAAGGAAAAUCUGAAGCAACUGGGUCGCAUGGUGGCCAAAUUAGCGCACGCUAAUCCAAUGAUUGUGCUUCGCACAAUUGUUCACCAGAUAGAAGCAUACAAAGAUAUGAUAACACCAGUUGUAGAUGCAUUCAAAUAUCUUACACAGCUAGAGUAUGAUGUGUUGGAAUAUGUUGUCAUUGAACGUCUUGCUCAAGGGGGACGUGAGAAACUCAAGGAUGAUGGACUUAAUUUAUCUGAUUGGCUUCAGUCUCUUGCAUCGUUUUGGGGCACCUUGUGUAAAAAAUACCCUUCAAUGGACUUGAGAGGCCUCUUUCAAUAUCUUGUUAAUCAAUUAAAAAGGGGGAUUGGUAUUGAGCUUGUCCUCCUUCAGGAGCUCAUUCAGCAAAUGGCAAACAUCCAUUUCACUGAGAAUGUGACUGAGGAUCAACUGGAUGCAAUGGCAGGAAGUGAAACUUUGCGGUAUCAAGCUACUCUGUUUGGAAUUGUUAGAAAUAAUAAGGCAUUGAGUAAAUCAACAAAUAGGCUAAGAGACUCAUUACUUCCGAAUGAUGGGCCUGAUCUUGCUGUUCCGCUUUUGCUACUUAUUGGCCAGCAUCGAUCUAUGGUUGUUGUAAAUGCAGAUGCACCGUAUAUCAAAAUGGUCAGUGAGCAGUUUGACAGGUGUCAUGGCACACUUCUGCAGUAUGUAGACUUUCUCUGCAGUGCAGUAACACCCACUAUAAAUUAUGCUAAACUCAUACCACCAUUAGAGGAUCUCAUUCACAAGUAUCACCUUGAUCCUGAGGUGGCUUUCUUGAUCUAUCGACCUGUAAUGAGGAUGUUCAAAUGCUCAAACGGUGGAGCUGAAGUUUUCUGGCCAGUUGACACCCCUGAUGAACCAAAUAGUCCAAAUUUAGGUGAUGGAUCUGAACCGUUAGGUUUAUCCAAUGAUAUGGUUUUGGAUCUUGGUCCACCUUGGAAGCCUAUGAUGUGGUCUGAUCUCCUUACUACAAUUCAGUCAUUGCUGCCUCAGAAAGCAUGGAUUAGUAUCUCCCCUGAUCUUUAUGCUACAUUUUGGGGGCUUACCCUUUAUGACAUCUAUAUUCCCAGAAACCGUUAUGAAUCUGAGAUUGACAAGCAACAUGCUGCCAUUAAAGCCUUGGAAGAGUUGUCGGACAACUCAAACAUGGCAAUAACAAAACGUAAAAAGGAUAAAGAAAGGAUUCAAGAUUUAUUGGAUAGAUUAAUCAGUGAGCGUCAGAAGCAUGAACAACAUGUCACAUUGGUACGCCAAAGGCUUAGUCGUGAGAAGGACAAAUGGCUUUGUAACUGUCUCGAUACAUCAAAGACUAACAUGGAGUUCUUUCAGCGAUGCAUUUUUCCUCGUUGUGUUUUCAGCAUGACAGAUGCUGUUUACUGUGCAAUGUUUGUGCAUACUCUACAUUCCCUUGGCACACCUUUUUUCAACACAGCCAAUCAUAUUGAUGUUCUUAUCUGCAAGACCAUCCAACCCAUGAUCUGUUCCUGCACUGAAUAUGAGGCUGGCAGGCUGGGUAGAUUUUUAUAUGAAACUUUAAAGAUGGCAUACCAUUGGAAGAGUGAUGAGUCGAUUUAUGAACGAGAGUGUGGAAACAUGCCUGGCUUUGCUGUUUAUAUCAAAUUACCUAACAGCCAACGUGUAACGUUUGGCCAGUUUGUGAGAAUGCACUAUAAGUGGAGUGGGAAACUCACCAGAUUGCUCAUACAGUGCUUGGAAUCGGCUGAAUACAUGGAAAUUAGGAAUGCCCUUAUUGUGCUUACAAAGAUUUCUAGCGUAUUUCCUGUUACUCGAAAGAGUGGGCUUAACCUAGAAAAACGGGUGGUUAAAAUAAAGUCUGAUGAGAGGGAGGACCUGAAAGUUUUAGCAACAGGUGUAUCUGCAGCUUUGGCCGCUCGCAAGAGCUCAUGGGUUUCUGAUGAGGAGUUCAGUAUGGGCCAUGUUGAUAUAAGGCCAGCAACAACUGCAAAGUCUCUGGCUGGAAACUUGGGUAAUUCUUCAAAUGGUUCAAUUCUUGGUGUCUCUCAAAACGAGACAUCAGGAACAAGGAAUGUAACGGCAGGAAAUCAAAGUGUACGCGCAAAAUCUGUAGAUGGAAGAUCAGACCGACCAGAAAAUGGGACUGCUAUGAAAUCUGAUUCGAUACAGCAAAAGACAAGAGGUGCAGCUAAUGGAUCAGAAGGUGGCAUGCCUAAUUCAAGCAUACCAUCUGGCACUUCUAAGGCUUCUGUUGUUAAAAAUUCAGAUGAAGUCGCUAAAGCCUCAUUGGAGGAUGCUUCAUUGAAAGUUUCUUCCAAGUCUGAGUCUGAGACAAAAGCUCAAUUGAAGCGUUCAGUUCAUGGUUCCACUGGAAAGCAACUGAAGCAGGAGCUUGUGAAGGAAGAUGGUAAAACUGGCAAGAUGAGUGGUAGAGUUUCCAACCAAGUUUCUUCUGAUGGAGAUUUAUCGGCUCAUUCAUCUGAAAAUAGGCAAGGUGGGCAUCCAGUGUCUUCUUCAGCUCCUACCAAUUCAAACCUAAUUGCAGCAUCUGGAAAUUUAUCAACAUCCUCCACGAGAACAACUGUUGAUGUGCAUGGCAGUUCAUUAAAGAAGGAUAGGGGAUCUCCUAAAAUUGCUGAACAAAUGGCUUCUCAUUCUCCUCUCUCUGAUGAUCCUUCCACUAAACAACAAAAAAGAAUUGCUUCAGGUGAAGAGCAAGACAGGUUGAAUAAGCGUAGGAAGGGAGAGGCUGAAGGAAAAGAUGGCAAUCCCUCAGAAAUUCGUUCAUCUGAUAAAGAACGAGGUGCUGACCUGCGAAUUGACAAGUCUCAUUCUGCAGAUCAUGAAAGGAAUGGAACAGAAGAAUAUAACUCAAACAGAUCUGUGGAAAAACUUUUGGACAAACCGAAGGGAAAACUCACUGAAAGAUAUGAGAAAGACCAUAGAGAAAAAUUGGAUCGUGCAGAUAAAAACCUUGGUGAAGAUAUUGUUGAGAAAUCAAGAGAUCGAUCAGUGGAAAGACAUGGAAGGGAACAUUCUGUUGAAAGAGUAUCAGAGAGAGGAACAGAUAGGAACCUUGAUAGGUUAGUUGAUAAAUCUAGAGAUGACAGAAAUAAAGAUGAUAGGGUGAAACCUCGACAUGGUGAGGCAUCUAUGGAUAAGUCACAUGUAGAUGAGCGCUUCCAUGGCCAAAGUUUACCUCCACCACCACCAUUGCCUCCUAGUUUUGUUCCUCAAUCUGUUGGCAGCAAUCGAAGAGAUGAAGAAACUGAUAGAAGGACUAGUAACACCAGGCAUGUGCAGAGGUUGUCCCCUAGACAUGAUGAAAAAGAACGUAGACGCUCAGAAGAAAACAUUUUAGCUUCUCAAGAUGAUCCAAAACGGAGGAGAGAUGAUGAUUUGCGAGAAAGGAAGCGUGAUGAACGUGAGACAGCUUCUUUCAAGGUAGAUGAAAGGGAUAGAGAUAAAGCAAGCAUCAUCAAGGAUGAUUUGGAGACAGUUGCAGUUAUCAAGCGGCGGAAGCUUAAAAGGGAACACACGUCAACAGAAGCUGGUGGAGAGUAUUCACCAAUUGGCCAACCGUCACAACCACCUCUUGCACUUGGUGCCUCUCAAUCAUUUGAGGGGAGGGAACGAGGCAAAGGAAUUGUCCAGCAUCGAACAGCUUAUUUUGAUGAUCAAACUCCCAGGAUGCACGGGAAGGAAUCUGCUGGCAAGAUCUCCCGUCGAGACACGGAUCAAAUUCAUGAAAGGGAGUGGGAGGAAGAGAAGCGGCAACGCGCUGAAGCAAAGAGGAAGCACCGCAAAUAAGUGAAUAAAGCCCAACUCUUUUUCUCCUUUUGCACUCAAAAUGAAUCAGCAUCGGACUUCACAAUGGUUGUCAUGUGGAUACUUCCGAGGUUGCCUUUAAAGUAACCUAUUACUGUAUUUUGUUGAUGGUUUUUGAAGUCCCUGAGCUCUUGGUGUCGAUGCCUGGUGCCGAGUUGGCAAGACAGCUGUGUGCUUGUUGCUUGCAAAAUCUUCGAUGAUGUGCUGCCCAAGUUCCUUUAUUAUAAGAACCCUCAACUUUGUGCACCCACAAUGUUUUCCGGUUUUUGUAACUGAAAAUUAGAUCAAGCAUCACAAUAUUCAUGAUGAGCAAUUUCACCAGACGUUGGUAGACAUACCUUAUCCAGAGAUUGAUUGCACAAACAAGGUUCAAGGUGAAAGGUUUCCUAAUCUUUUCAAUUAUUUCAGCUAAUUUCAAGAUGCCAUUGGACAUGUUUUGUUUUUGCGUAUCAUACAACAUCAGAAUACAAAAUGGAGUUACACCAACAUGAGUGACGCACCUCCAUACCAAUUGGCUAAUAUUCAGGCUUGAGAAACUCGAGAACAAGCCAUGCUGGAUUUUUGUAUAAUCAUCCGUCUCGCUCAUUGUAUAGCUUCUGCAUGACUUUAGGCUGUUCUGCAACCCUUUUUGUUUCUUUUAAUGUUUAUGACUGGGUUAGCCAUGUACCAUAUUUUAUCAUACACUGAGGUCACUGGACUGAGUAUUCUUUUCAGCCAUGAUAUAGCUUUAAGAUUAUCUGCAGAGCUUUCUUACAGGUUGAUGGUGCAGAGCAGGAUUUAUGCUUGCAA
Dioscorea cayenensis subsp. rotundata (Guinea yam) is the source of this 6492-nucleotide messenger RNA. RefSeq names its product THO complex subunit 2. Gene Ontology annotation, biological process: mRNA export from nucleus; mRNA processing. Gene Ontology annotation, molecular function: mRNA binding. Gene Ontology annotation, cellular component: THO complex part of transcription export complex. The record is from RefSeq and is a predicted model, not a curated record. Lineage: Eukaryota; Viridiplantae; Streptophyta; Magnoliopsida; Dioscoreales; Dioscoreaceae.